CCUCGCGCUCACUGUCAUUGGCGUCGAGAAGACGGCCCCAGAUGCCCUCGAUCUUGUCGCCGUUUUUUCUCUUCUUUCUUGGAGACGGGGAUUCUGAUCUCCCUCCUGGAACACCACCAACCUUCAAGUUCGAGGGGCCAUGGUUCAGCACUCAGCUUUUACUCUCUUGUUCGAUAGGAUUCGUUUCCUUCCUAACAUUUUCAUAUUCACGUACUCGUUACCCACUCAUGUUUGCACCGAGAACCAAGUUGACGGGAUUCUCACCCCAUGAAGCUCAUGCUCAUCAAGCCUUCUUUGGCUGGAUUUUGCCUACCAUUAGGACCUCCGAAUUUACAGUGCUGCAGAUUGUUGGGCUGGACGCUGCCGUGCUCCUUAGUUUCUUCAAGAUGUCUUUUUACCUUUUCUCCGUGUGCUCCUUCUUUGCCAUUGCGAUACUGAUGCCCAUUAAUUGGAGGCACAACAAAGAACUCCUAAGUGACCCAGAAUGGGACCUCGACUGGUCAGGAGAUUUGAACAACGAUUUUGGUGAAUGGUCUGGCCUUCUCUCGUCAAAUUCUUUCCUCGAACGUCCUUCUCGCCUCUCAAUCCUCACGGCCCCUAAUUCCACAAUUCCUGCAGACGAAAGCUGGCUUGGUCUCUUCACAGAUGCAACCACCUAUCUUUCCGUUCAUCUCGCGUUCACUUACCUUUUCACUAUUACGGCACUCUAUUUUAUUUACAAGAACUAUCGACGUUUCAUCCGGACCAGGCAGCUCUUCUCUCUGGAGUUGGUCCAUUCAAUAUCUGCACGCACCAUCCUGAUAACAAGGCUUCCGAGACAUCUCCAAGGAGAGAGACCGUUGGCGGAAUACUUUGAGGGUAUGAAUAUGGCUGUGGAGAGCGUGAGUAUUGUCCGCGAGGUGGGAAGUCUUAAAAGAUUGUUGGAUCAAAGGACAAAAGCGCUUUUGGAACUGGAAAGUGCAUGGGUUUCAUAUGUGGGUAACCCUAGCACAGUCGAGGAAUAUGAUCCGGAGAGUAGCGCCGCUAUUCCUUCGUGGAUGGGCGACGACGAUCUCGAGCCUGGGAUCACUCAAGCUCAACGAGGAAGACUGGUGGUACCGCACAGGAAACGACCCACGCUACGACCUGGUUGGUUUAGUCCCAAAGUAGAUGCGCUAGAGUACUUGGAGAAGAAGUUCAGAGAUUUGGAUGAACUUGUUAAACGGAGACGACGAAUCGGCAGGUUCAGAGCUACUCAGACUGCCUUCGUCACCUUCGAGAAGAUGUCCAGUGCUCAAUCCGCUCUUCAAAUAGCUCACGCUCCGAAUCCUUUUCAGUGUAAGACAUACCCAGCACCUGAACCCAGGGAUAUUGUCUGGUCCAACAUGAUACCGACUGAAAAUUCCAUGUAUGCCCGAGAUAUCAUGGUUCUGGCCGCGUUAGGACUACUGUUCUUCACCUGGUUUUUCCCGAUAACUGUACUCGCCAGUCUACUCAGUUACGAUGAAAUCAAGAGAACACUGCCAUGGCUCGCCGACCUCAUCAAUCAAAAUGAGAAAAUACAGGCAAUUGUGCAAAACUCGUUACCGUCGGUUGCGAUGAUUACCUUGAAUGCUCUUUUGCCCUUCAUGCUCGAAGGUCUUACUUAUUUACAAGGAUACCGCGCUCGAAGCUGGGUCGAAUAUUCAUUACUCAAGAAAUACCAUCUCUUCCUGCUUGUCAACGUAGUGUUCAUAUUUCUAGUCGUAAGCACCUAUUGGGCUCUUGUUCGAGAUUUGGCCAAUUUUCCGGCCAAAAUCCCGGAGAAGCUGGCCAAAGCAUUGCAGAGCGGAAAAGCAAGAAACUUCUUCCUGUCCUACGUUAUUCUUCAAGGAUUGGGCAUCAUGCCAUUGCAGUUGCUCAACUUGGGCGUCCUUAUUCCCCAGUUUUUGAUGAGAAUGUUCUUUACCCGCACACCUCGAGACUAUGCCGAAUUAAAUGCUCCACCCAUGAUCAACUAUGGUGUUGUUUAUCCUCAGGCAAUUCUCAUGUUCACGAUCACCAUACUUUACAGUGUGGUCCAACCGCUCAUCCUAAUUUUUGGAGCCAUUUACUUCGGUAUGGCGUAUGUGGUUUACAAAUACAAGUUACUCUUUGUGUUUUACAAACCGUACGAAUCACAAGGCCAAGCUUGGCCGAUCACCUACAUUCGACUGAUAUGGGGUGUGAUCAUUUUCCUGGUUUUCAUGACAGGCUUCUUCUUGGUCUCAAAAGCUUUCAUUCUUUCGUCGUUCAUCGUACCUCUCCUGGGGGGUACUUUGAUUUGGAUGUGGUAUUUGCAUAGCGUUCUUACUCCUUUGAGCCGUUAUGUCAACCUCAGUUCCGUAUACGAGGUCGAGCGGGGAGAGGAAAGUGAAGAAGUGUCGAGAUUGAGGAGUGGACAUCCCGUUACUUGGUCGCAAACCAACUUGAACCGAAGAAGAUAUGCUCAGAACGACGAGACGUUGUAUGUUGCUCCGGAAGACGAGCGGACUGAUUAUUCCCAACCACCAAUGGCAAACUGGUACAAUGGGGUCCUAAACACCGGAAAACGAAGAUAUGGACACCCCGCAUUGACUGGUGUUCUCCCUGAGCCAUGGUUGCCUCUGAAGAAGGGCCAGACCCUCAGCAACUCGAACGAUCGCGAGCGUGGGGCUCGAAAUGGUGGUACAAAGGACCUCAAUCAAGCGGUGGUACUCACUCUUCGUAAACGGCCAAGUAUCCGUAAGGCGAGCCGAACGCUUUCUGCGGUGGCACCCAACGACACCGGUGAAGACAGCCCGUAUGGUGGGUCAAGAGACGUGUCCGGGAUGAGCAGUAACCCUUGGGAAGAUACCCAAUUACAGUCUACUUCGUCGCCGAUGCGAGCGUCCUCGUCCUCGAGUGGAAUAAAUCAUAGGCUAAGCUUUGACCAGGCGACGGGAAUCAUUAUGUUACCUGAUGAUCAAAGUUGGUUAGGACCAGGAGCUGAUGAUAGCGAGGAUGAUAAUAAGGACGAGGACUAUGGUACUUUCGAACGACAGCGGCGGAUUAGUGUAGUUUCCCCGCAACCAACGGCUGCAAGGAAUCCUAGUCAUGAUGCUGAAAGUGGCGUCUCGACUGGAAGUGAAGAAGGAACGCCAACCCCUAUAACAAUGGACACAUCUUUACCGCCAUCUACUGCCAGUCCGUCACGAACAUCGAGAUAUGGAACGUAUUUCCAUCAUCCCGAGAGGCGACGGUCUUCACAAAUUCCGGGAGCCUUUCCUCGAACUUAGGAUUCGUCUAUGUACAUCGCCACACCAUACGCUCGCUGUAACCGAUUCGCAUAAUGAUUCCUAUGAAUAAUGUUGUCUACCAAUACCUUCUCAUAUCGGACAACAGGAAAAAGGUUGCUAUGUACUCGAGUAUAACGAAUCCGAAAACUGUCCUUCAUGAUCCCACAGGUCUUAUUACACCCUGACCAAAAAUAACAUGGCUUACGCCGCCGGUGGCAGUGGAAUUGACGGCAGUAGCUGGAUCGGGUAAGACCAAGGAGCGUAAUGACCUGAGGAGGAACAAGGCAUUGGCAAGGAAAAAGUAAAUAAAGACGAGGUAAUAAAGGGUGACGACGUUAGGGUAGUUGGAUAGAAUGGUGAGGAUGACACUGUUUAAACGUCUCUUAGUUGACAACAGAGCGGUGGAUUGGGGGGUUGAAAUCGUACCCAACAAACUUGUAGCCAGUGUAAGCAACGAUGUCGACAGCUUGACCAGAGCUUUGUACGUUGAGGAGAUAACAACCGACGUAGACGAAGAGAAAGUCGACGAUAACGACGCCUAGAGCCGAAGAGGCUGACUCUCCCAAAAU
Molecule: messenger RNA, 3823 nt
Organism: Marasmius oreades (fairy-ring Marasmius)
Lineage: Eukaryota; Fungi; Basidiomycota; Agaricomycetes; Agaricales; Marasmiaceae
Exons: 15
Coding region: 42-3254 (1070 amino acids)
Cellular component (GO): plasma membrane
Molecular function (GO): calcium-activated cation channel activity
Source: RefSeq, a predicted model, not a curated record